AUGAAAAAUAAAAAAAUAAAAUUCAAAAGAAUAAUUUAAGCUCCAAAUUCAUAUUUCAUGGAUAUAAAAUGUAUGAAUUGCUAAAAGGUUUAAAUGAUUUUUUCACAUGCAUAAUCUACUAUUCUUUGUGAAAAUUGUUCUGCCAUAUUAUGUAAACCAAGUGGAGGUAAAGCUUAAAUUACUCCAGGAUGUGCUUUUAAAAUUAAAAAUUGAGAAAUUUAAUAUUACAAAAAAUUAUAAUAUAAUCAAAUAAUAAUUAUCGAUAUUACAAAUAUUUGAGUUUUAUACUUUUUUAUA
Molecule: messenger RNA, 297 nt
Organism: Ichthyophthirius multifiliis
Lineage: Eukaryota; Ciliophora; Oligohymenophorea; Hymenostomatida
Exons: 2
Biological process (GO): translation; ribosomal small subunit assembly
Cellular component (GO): cytosolic small ribosomal subunit; ribosome
Molecular function (GO): structural constituent of ribosome; RNA binding
Source: RefSeq, a predicted model, not a curated record